CAACAACAAUCAGAUGUGACACACCAGAUGAGACGAGAGGGAAUAAAAACUAAAGGUCUGGAAAAGGGGAAAAAUGUCUGGACAAGGACAAGAAACAGUGGUGUUGGAAAGUUGCCACUCAUCAAUUUCUGACAAAAGACUCACAGAGAUAAGAAUCGUAUUGAUUGGGGGCAGGGAGUUAUUUGGAAUUGAAGCAAGUGGGAAAAGUUCAACAGGAAACAUAAUUCUGGGAAGAAAUGCUUUUGACGUUGAAAGAAGAACUGCACGGUCUGUUCAAGCUGAAGGAGAAAUACAUGGAAGACAUGUUACUGUGGUUGAUACUCCAGGCUGGUGGUGGCAUUACUCUGUGGAAGACACUCCAAUGUUUGAUAGACUGGAAAUCAUGAGAUGUCCAACACAGUGUCCUCCUGGACCUCACGUCUUCCUUCUGGUCAUUCCUGUAGAUUCUGCUUUUCCAAAAAUCUAUAGACUGGCAUUGCAGAAACAGCUUAUGUUUUUGUCAGAAAAGCUCUGGGGAUACACUAUAGUGUUGUUUACCUCUAUUGUUCCAUAUGAUGAUACAACUUUUAAAGAAUGUCUAAGAAAAUGGCCAGACUUCCUAUGGAUUCUAAGAAAGUGUCAGAAAAGAUUUCAUGUUCUUAAUAUUAACAACAGGGAUGACAGCACUCAGGUAUUUACACUGCUGGAAAAAAUUGAGAAAAUGGUAGCCCAAAACAAUGGACAUUAUUUUGAAAGUGUCUCUGUGGGAGACAAGAGAGAGAUAAUAAGAGAUGAAAGAGUGAAACCAAGAAUUCUUGCUGUGAGAAGACAAAAGUCUGAACCAAAAGACUGCACAAGAGAUAAGGAGCAACAUCUAACUGAUAUACGCAUUGUGAUACUUGGAGCAUCAUGGGCUGCGAGGAGCUCUGUAGGCAAUGUUAUUCUCGGUGAAGAAGUUUUUGAAGUUGACGAUUCAAGAACAACAGUCCGUUGUGCAGUCAGUCAUGCUGAUGUACAUGGAAAGCUGUUGACAGUGGUCGACACUCCAGGCUGGUACUGUCACAGUCCACUUGAAAAAACACCAGAAAUGGACAAACUGGAGAUUAGACGCAGUGUGUAUCUAUGUCCACCUGGUCCACAUGCCAUUUUGUUAACUGUUCCCAUUGCCAUAGCAUUUAACAAAUUGUAUCAAACUGCUGUGGAGGAACAUAUGGGUCUUUUGGGGGAAAAGAUCUGGAGCCAUACAAUCGUGCUGUUCACAAGAGGAGAUUGGCUUGGGGAAACAAGCAUGGAGGAACGAAUUGAAAUAGAAGGAGAGCAUCUUCAGUGGCUGAUGGAACAAUGUGGAAACAGAUACCAUGUUAUCAACUGUAAGAAUCCCACUGACAGCACUCAAGUCAAAGAACUCCUUGAGAAAAUUGAGGAAAUGGUGAUGGAGAAUAACCGAAGUCAUUAUCUACCAGAAAAGGAGAGAGAUCCAUCUAUUGAGCUUGAACUGAAUCUGAAAACUGCCAAAAUAAACAUGAAGAAAGUAAGCAAGAAAAGAGAUAUCCUUAAAGAGUUACUUAAGGAUGAGAAAAUUUCGGAUGUGAGAAUCGUGCUUCUUGGAGGAGUAGGGGCUGGAAAGAAUAUGUUAGGGAACAUCAUUCUGCAAGGACAUUGUUUUGAGGAUAUGACAGAAGAGGAGUGUAAAAAAUAUACAAUAACAAGGCAAUGUGUGAUGCACCAGAGGACAGUGGAUAGAUGGCAGGUCUCUGUGGUUGACACACCAAACUGCUCCAAAUUAACAGUGAAAAAUGCUAAAGAAAUUUUGCGCAGUGUGACAGUUUGCUCACCAGGUCCACAUGCAUUCCUGCUUGUGUUGCCUGUGCGAAAGUCUUUUACAAAGAGAGCUCAACAAACAGUGGAGGAUGUUAUGAAGCUUUUGGGGGAAAGUGUCUGGCAACAUACUCUGAUUUUAUUCACUUAUGGACACUGGCUAAAGGACAGAUCGGUUGAAGAGUACAUUGCGUGUGAAGGAGAAGCCUUGCAAGAGUUGGUAAGAAAGUGUGGAAACAGAUAUCAUGUCCUUGUUAACAACUGGGGUAAUAGAUCUCAAGUCAUAAAACUGCUUAAGAUGAUUGAAGUGAUGGUGGCAAGAAACAGAGGUAAAUACUUCACUCUAGAAAACAAAGAAAGAAAGCCACUUAGUGAGUCAAAGACUCUGACUGAAGAGGAGUGGAAUAAACGUGAGGAUGAACUCAUAGAGAGGAUGUUGGAGGCAGCGGUGGUGGAUCUGGAUCCAGAAGAAUUAAAGCAGUCACGAAAGCAAAGCAUUACCAAUACAAUCCCUAGUUUCGGUGGAGAUGCAAUGUCUGAUUGCAACAGUUUAUUUAAAGCUGACUUACCACAUCCUGACUUCAAAGUAUCUCAAUGGCUCUGGCAUUCAAAAUAUCAUGCUGCAUCAUCUGGAUAUGACUCCAUAAGCAUAACAAGCCUUAAAGUUCCAAAGAUGGAAGGUGACAAAGAUGUAUCCCAAAGCCCAGAAACCAAACCAAAUCAAACUAGUGACCAGUGAUGGACAACAGUUUCUCUACAAGUAGCGAAGCUAUUAGCUUACCUACAUUUCUCCAAAGCAAUGUGGUACCUUUGCUAGUUCAAGUAUAUCUUCAGUAGUGAAUCAUUUCUAUUGAGUAGUGUAAGGUGGUGCCACAUGAGAAAAUCAACAUAAGAAGUAUUUUACAAAGUUAGAAUCUCUAUCUCAAGCAUCACACCUUACUGAAUAUAAAUUUCUUCAUUUUUGUUCAUCUACAUCUAUUCCUUACCCCCUCUCCUCCACUCCAUUCUCUUUAGACUAAAUA
Xyrauchen texanus (razorback sucker) is the source of this 2819-nucleotide messenger RNA. RefSeq names its product GTPase IMAP family member 8-like. Gene Ontology annotation, molecular function: GTP binding. The record is from RefSeq and is a predicted model, not a curated record. The transcript is spliced from 7 exons. The coding region runs from base 74 to 2536 and encodes 820 amino acids. Lineage: Eukaryota; Metazoa; Chordata; Actinopteri; Cypriniformes; Catostomidae.